AUGCUAUGGCACACUACCGGUGUUGAUAGUGCAGAUAGUGUUGAUAGUGUUGAUAGUGUUGAUAGUGUUGGUACUGUUGAUAGUGUUGAUAGUGCUGAUAGUGUUGAUAGUGCUGAUGGUGUUGAUAGUGCUGUUAGUGUUGGUAGUCUUGAUAGUGCUGAUGGUGUUGAUAGUGCUGAUGGUGUUGAUAGUGCUGAUGGUGUUGAUAGUGCUGAUGGUGUUGAUAGUGCUGAUAGUGUUGGUACUGUUGAUAGUGCUGAUAGUGUUGGUACUGUUGAUAGUGCUGAUGGUGUUGAUAGUGCUGAUAGUGUUGGUACUGUUGAUAGUGCUGAUAGUGCUGGUAGUGUUGAUAGUGCUGAUGGUAUUGAUAGUGUUGAUAGUGCUGAUGGUGUUAAUAGUGUUGAUAGAGCUGAUGGUGUUUAUAGUGCUGAUAGUGUUGAUAGUGCUGAUGGUGUUGAUAGUGCUGAUGGUGUUGAUAGUGCUGAUGGUAUUGAUAGUGCUGAUGGUGUUGAUAGUGCUGAUGGUGUUGAUAGUGCUGAUAGUGUUGGUACUGUUGAUAGUGCUGAUAGUGUUGGUACUGUUGAUAGUGCUGAUGGUGUUGAUAGUGCUGAUAGUGUUGGUACUGUUGAUAGUGCUGAUGGUUUUGAUAGUGUUGAUGGUGCUGAUGGUGUUGGUAGUGUUAGUAGUGCUGAUAGUGCUGAUAGUGUUGAUAGUGCUGAUAGUGUUGAUAGUGCUGAUAGUGUUGAUAGUGCUGAUGGCGUCAAUAGUGUUGAUUGA
Molecule: messenger RNA, 777 nt
Organism: Biomphalaria glabrata
Lineage: Eukaryota; Metazoa; Mollusca; Gastropoda; Planorbidae
Product: major royal jelly protein 5-like
Exons: 1
Coding region: 1-777 (258 amino acids)
Biological process (GO): odontoblast differentiation; dentinogenesis
Cellular component (GO): cytoplasm; nucleus
Molecular function (GO): collagen binding
Source: RefSeq, a predicted model, not a curated record